Molecule: messenger RNA, 4687 nt
Organism: Hirundo rustica (Barn swallow)
Lineage: Eukaryota; Metazoa; Chordata; Aves; Passeriformes; Hirundinidae
Gene: MEGF11
Product: multiple EGF like domains 11
Exons: 27
Coding region: 320-3655 (1111 amino acids)
Molecular function (GO): scavenger receptor activity; protein binding
Source: RefSeq, a predicted model, not a curated record
GACAUGUAGAAGCAAGCAAAUGAAAGCAGCAAAACACUCUUGAAAGGACGAAAAUGACAACCGUGGGGUGCGAUUCGUUCCUUGGCUGGUGCCUCUCUGCGCACGCAGCGGCGCUGAGCCACCCGAAAGCAGCAGCGAUGCAGUGGAUGUGACAGUGCAAGGGCAGAUGCUCUGGACGGUAGAGGAUGCUAGAGAAGAGGGCCAAGUGACUUCCCAAGGGCAUUCUCCCACUCUCCCGUUGAUGAGCCCGUGUCUCCAUGUGCUGGGGAUCUGUAAAAACAGGACCCACUGGGAAUUUUUAGCACUUUAAGGUACAACAAUGGUGGCACAUGUACUGUUCCAGUGGGUUCUGCGAGGCCUUAUUCUGACUUUUCUGCUCAGAACUACUCUGUCCCUAAAUCCAGAUGAUCCAAAUGUUUGUAGUCACUGGGAAAGCUACGCCGUGACCGUGCAGGAAUCUUACGCUCAUCCCUUUGACCAGAUCUAUUACACACGAUGCACAGACAUCCUCAACUGGUUCAAGUGCACCAGGCACAGGAUCAGCUACAAGACCGCGUACCGCAGGGGGCUGCGCACGAUGUACCGCCGACGCUCCCAGUGCUGCCCCGGCUACUACGAGAGUGGAGACUACUGCAUACCACUGUGCACAGAGGAGUGUGUGCAUGGAAGAUGUGUCUCUCCUGACACGUGUCACUGUGAACCAGGCUGGGGAGGGACUGAUUGCUCAAGUGGCUGCGACAGCGAGCACUGGGGACCCCACUGCAGCAACCGCUGCCAGUGCCAGAACGAAGCGCUCUGCAACCCCAUCACGGGAGCCUGCGUGUGCGCCGACGGCUUCCGCGGCUGGCGCUGCGAGGAGCUCUGCGAGCCGGGCACCUACGGCAAGGGCUGCCACUUCCAGUGCCAGUGCCACCACGGGGCCACCUGCGACCACCAGACCGGCGAGUGCCACUGCGCGCCCGGAUACACCGGAGUGUUCUGUGAGGAGCUGUGUCCCCCCGGCAGCCACGGAGCCCAGUGCGAGCUGCGCUGCCCCUGCCAGAACGGGGGCGUUUGUCACCACGUCACUGGGGAGUGCUCGUGUCCUGCUGGAUGGAUGGGGCUGGUGUGUGCACAGCCGUGUCCUCCUGGAACCUUUGGAAUUAACUGCAGCCAGGACUGCCCGUGUCACAACGGAGGACACUGCGACCCCGUGACAGGAAAAUGCCUGUGUACAGCUGGCUAUAUAGGAGACAGGUGUCAGGAGGAGUGUCCCAUCGGCACCUACGGCUUCCAGUGCGCGCAGACCUGCGACUGCCACAACGGGGCCAAGUGCUACCACGUCAACGGCGCCUGCCUCUGUCAGCCUGGCUUCAAAGGCAUCCACUGCCAGGAGAGAAUGUGUCCUGAGGGCUUUUAUGGCCUCAAGUGCAACAAGAGAUGCCCUUGCAAUAUUACCAACACCCUCAGUUGCCAUCCUCUGUCUGGGGAGUGCAGCUGCAAGCCUGGCUGGGCCGGGCUCUACUGCAACGACACGUGUCCCGUGGGCUACUACGGCGAGGGCUGCCGGGCGCCCUGUCCCUGCCACAACGGCGCCGACUGUGACAGCGUCACCGGGAGCUGCAUCUGCGCCCCAGGCUUCAUGGGAGAUGACUGCACCAUUCCCUGCGUGGCAGGAACCUACGGAACCAACUGCUCCUCGGUUUGUAACUGCAAGAACGAUGGCACUUGUUCCCCUGUGGAUGGGCUGUGCUACUGCAAAGAAGGGUGGCAAGGAGUGGAUUGCUCUCUCCCGUGUUCCAGCGGGAGCUGGGGCCUGAACUGUAACCAGACGUGUUCCUGCAGCAAUGGAGCGUCCUGCAGGCCGGCCGAUGGCUUCUGCCUCUGCUCCCCGGGAUGGCAGGGGGACUUCUGUGACCAGCCCUGUCCUGAUGGAACAUAUGGCCUUAAUUGCAGCGAGCGUUGUGACUGUAACCACGCGGAUGGGUGUGAUCCCGUCACCGGCUACUGCUGCUGCCUCGCAGGCUGGACAGGCAUCCACUGUGACAACAUCUGCUCCCAGGGCCGCUGGGGACCCAACUGCUCCAUCUCCUGCAGCUGUGAGAACGGGGGAUCCUGCUCCCCUGAGGAUGGAACCUGUGACUGUGCCCCGGGCUACAGAGGACCCUUGUGCCAGAGAAUCUGCCCCCCGGGGUUUUACGGCCACCACUGCAGCCAGCCGUGUCCCCAGUGCGUGCACAGCAAUGGUCCCUGUCACCACGUGUCCGGACACUGCGACUGCCUGCCCGGAUUCUCCGGCCCUCUCUGCAACCAAGCGUGUCCCAGCGGGAGGUUCGGGAAGGACUGCGCCGAGCUGUGCCAGUGCACCGAGAACGGCACCUGCAACCCCACGGACGGAUCGUGCCAGUGCUUCCCGGGCUGGAUCGGCACCGACUGCUCGCAGACUUGUCCCACUGGGUUUUGGGGCCCUGAUUGCUUUCAUUCAUGCAACUGCCACAACGGAGCACUGUGCAGCCCCUACGAUGGAGAAUGUAGAUGUACCCAUGGUUGGACGGGGCUCUACUGCACUCAGCGUUGCCCAGCUGCUUUUUAUGGAAAGAACUGUGCCAACGUGUGCCAGUGCCAGAACGGAGCCGACUGUGACCACAUCACCGGGCAGUGCACGUGCAGGACGGGAUUUACAGGCAAACAGUGUGAGCAGAAAUGCUCUCCAGGAACAUUUGGUUAUGGUUGCAAGCAGCUGUGUGAGUGCAUGAACAAUGCAACGUGUGACCACGUCACAGGCACUUGCUACUGCAGUCCCGGCUUCAAGGGAAUCCGAUGUGAUCAAGCGGCUCUUAUGAUGGAAGAAUUAAACCCCUAUACUAAAAUUAGCCCUGCUCUUGGAUCAGAGAGGCACUCAGUGGGAGCAAUCAUUGGAAUUAUUAUUCUCCUUCUAAUUAUUAUGGUCUUGCUGGCACUCUUUGUGUGGUAUCGACGGAAACAGAAGGAGAAGGGCCAUGACAUGCCAAGUGUAUCUUACACUCCAGCCAUGAGGAUGACUAAUACAGAUUACUCACUUUCUGAUAUAUCCCAAGGUAGCAGCAGUGUUCAUUGUUUUUCCAAUCCAAGCUACCACACUCUCUCAUGUGGGGUGACUUCACGCUUCUUUCCCAGUAAUCUGGAUGGAAACAGCUCCUGUAAGCUCAGUAACAAAAUCCUUGACAGAGAAACUGCAGACUGGAGACCCUACAGCUAUCUGAAUGAACUAGGUGCUUGUGGGAUGGAUAGACGUCAGAACACAUACAUAAUGGAAAAAAGCUUCAAAGAUUAUAUGAAGGAAUCUGUGUGCAGCUCCAGCACUUGUUCCCUGAACAGCAGUGAAAAUCCAUACGCCACCAUUAAAGACCCCCCCAUUAUAACCUGCAAACACUCCGAGAGCAGCUACGUGGAAAUGAAAUCACCUGGUCACAGGGAGUCCCCGUAUUCCGAAAUGCCAACUUCAUCAACAGCCAAUAAAAACAUCUACGAAGUUGAGCCCACUGUCAGCAUAGUCCAAGACGCCCGCAGUCGCAGUGCCAGUUACCUUCAGAAUCCGUAUGACCUGCCCAGGAACAGUCACAUUCCUGGUCACUACGACCUGCUCCCCGUGCGGCACAGCCCCACGCACGGCCCUUCUUGGGACAAGCAGUCUUAGAGGGAUGGACUUCACUGGGCACCGUGCUGCCAGCACAGACUGUGAGGAAGCAGAGGAGAAGCCGUUCCUUCCUUUCCUGAGCACUGGCAAGGACCUGACACGACAUCAGCUUGGGCCAACUGCUGCUGCAUGAUGUUAUUUAUAAAGACAUUUUUGUAUGGGUACCUGGAACUAACGAGAGCCUCCUCCACGUGGGACUGGAGCACAUCACACCAGGGAGGUGUCUUCAUGCUCCAGGCAAAAACUCUGCGUGGCGUGUUCUAACCCUGGCUUUGCUGUAAAAUAAACCACAAAAACAUGCUAAAGUAGGACUUCAGGAUGUACAUUUCUACCGACUGCAUCGAGAAACCUUUUACUGUUAGAACAAGGUGACUAGGAAUACGCUGGAAUUAAUUUUCAUCUUUGUCAUGGGAAUGGACAUUUUUCUGAAGGAGAGCAGGGAAAUUUGUCAUUUCACUGUCUGGAAAGCUCAUUUACUGCCAUCACCAUGUGCAACCUGUGCAGCUCAUGCUUGGCAAUUAGCACUGAGAUUGUCAUCUCUGUAUUCAGUACCAGAGAACUUGAGUUGAGGAACAUUAACACAGACACUUUCUGUGCAGUUUUUAGUACCUUUCCAAACAUCCCCUGAUCUUUGCUAAUGAAUGGAGUUUCCACAAUGAGUCCCACACCCAUCUUACCACACUUUUAACAUUGAUUGGCACAGGUAGGCUUUGAUUUUCCUUAUGCAGCUUCUCUUUUGAUAGCUAAAUCCAGCAGAUCUGUCAGGCAGUUUAAAGUGCUGCCCCUCCAAUUCCUGCCUCGGGACGCUGCAGGUUUGCACAGACCAGCCCUGGUUUCAUUUCCUCUCUCAAAGCUGAGCCACAUCGGCUUCUCUCUCCCAUCUUCCCAAACCAUCUCCUCACGAUUCACUGUCAGCAUGCCACUGAUGACACCUCUUAAUCUGAUGUGCAUUACCAUGUAGUGCAACUUUAUCCAUUGAUGAUUCUACCUGAAAAGUCAUUAAAUGGAGCUGAACCCGGGUUUUCUUUUUCA